UAUUCCGGGAGCGGCGAGCGGAGUAGAAACUUUGCGACCCGAGCGCGCACGCUCCGCGUUCUUCCCCGCCCGGGCGGCCCGCGACGGUGGCGCAGGAGGUGGGACCGGCUGGCGGGAAGGCUCGAGGCGCCGGCGCACGCGGAGUGGGGACCUCGGAGGCGGACACCGCUCGCAAGAGCCGCAGAGGGCCAGCCGAUCUAGAAGGUCCCGGCCAGGAGAAUCCCCCGCCAGAGCAGCCCCGGCCUGGGGUCUGAGGUUGCAACCUUGCGCUCGCAGUUGCGGUGGUCGCGGAGAAGCCGCUGUAUCAGCGAGCGGCGUGCGGGGAACCGCAGCUGGACGGUGGUGGCUGCGGGGAGCAGCCGUACCGGACACAGCUGUCCCGUGCGCAGGGACCCAGGGCCGCGCUCCCUUCUCUGAGCCGCUGCGCGAUGGCCGGCUGACUGCGGCCAUGCAGGCUUGAUCGGACGCCCGGGACGCACAGGGGACAACCGCGGGCGCAGGCUUCAGGACUCCGCCGUCGACUCCCCAGCCCAAGGGCGGCGAAGCAGCUUACCAUGGAGCCCGUGACCAAGUGGAGCCCCAAACAAGUGGUGGACUGGACUAGAGGGUUGGAUGACUGCCUGCAGCCGUACGUCCACAAAUUUGAGCGGGAAAAGAUAGACGGGGAGCAGCUGCUGAAGAUCUCCCACCAGGAUCUGGAGGAACUGGGGGUCACACGGAUCGGACACCAAGAGCUGGUGUUGGAGGCGGUGGACCUUCUUUGUGCACUGAAUUACGGCCUCGAAACUGAUAAUAUGAAGAACUUGGUUCUGAAGCUGCGGGCCUCUUCCCACAAUUUGCAGAAUUACAUAAGUAGCCGGCGGAAGAGUCCAGCCUACGAUGGGAACACAUCCCGCAAGCCCCCCAAUGAGUUCCUGACCUCUGUGGUUGAGCUCAUCGGCGCUGCCAAAGCCCUGCUGGCUUGGCUGGAUCGGGCUCCAUUCACAGGGAUCACGGAUCUCUCCGUGACCAAGAACAAAAUCAUCCAACUGUGCCUGGACCUGACCACGGCAGUCCAGAAGGAUUGCCUUGUAGCAGAAAUGGAGGAUAAAGUUUUAAAUGUGGUCAAGGUUUUAAAUGGCAUCUGUGACAAAACAAUGCGCUCUACUACGGAUCCUGUUAUGAGCCAGUGUGCGUGCCUGGAGGAAGUUCACUUACCGAAUGUUAGACCCGGGGAAGGCCUGGGCAUGUACAUCAAGUCAACCUACGAUGGACUGCAUGUGAUUACCGGAACCACAGAAAACUCUCCUGCAGACAGAUCUCAGAAGAUUCAUGCUGGCGACGAGGUCAUUCAAGUCAAUCGGCAGACAGUGGUUGGGUGGCAAUUGAAAAAUCUGGUGAAGAAGUUGAGAGAGAAUCCCACGGGCGUGGUGCUGCUGCUGAAGAAGAGGCCCACAGGCUCGUUCAGCUUCACUCCGGCCCCACUGAAGAACCUGCGCUGGAAGCCACCCCUCGUGCAGACCUCACCCCCGCCCACCACAACCCAGUCCCCAGAGAGCACCAUGGAUGCCUCCCUGAAGAAAGAGAAGCCAGCCAUCCUGGACCUAUACAUUCCUCCCCCUCCUGCUGUUCCCUAUUCUCCCCGGGAUGAGAACGUGAGUUUCGGCUACGGAGGACACAGUAAGAGUAAACAGCCAUUGCCUGGGCGCAAGGGUUCUGAGUCCCCGAACUCCUUCCUGGACCAGGAGAGCCAAAGACGCAGAUUCACCAUCACAGAUUCUGAUCAGCUGCCCGGGUAUUCGGUGGGAACCAAUAUUCUGCCUGCAAAGAUGAGAGGGAAGACACCGUCCUAUGGCAAGCCCCGGCCUCUGUCCAUGCCUGCAGAUGGGAACUGGAUGGGGAUCGUGGACCCUUUUGCUAAACCUCGAGGUCACGGGAGGAAAGGGGAAGAAGCCCUCUGCCGGUACUUCAGCAAUGAGCGGAUUACACCCAUCAUUGAAGAAAGUGCCUCUCCUGUGUACCGGUUCUCUAGACCCCUAACUGAGCGGCACCUGGUGCGAGGUACGGACUACAUCCGAGGGAGCAGAUGCUAUAUCAACUCCGAUCUCCACAGCAGCGCCACCAUUCCGUUCCAGGAGGAAGGUUCCAAGAAGAAAUCAGCCUCCUCGGCCAAGGCGUCUUCUGGGGAGCCGUCGCUGUUGGUCAGCUGGCUGACUCGUCUCAAGCUGUUGACUCACUGAGGUUGCUGCUCCGCCAGCUUCCUGCCUGUCUCCUGCUAGCAAGUGCCUUCUUCCUCGGUGGACAGCUUCUUCAGACUACACCCACAGUGCUCCAGGGCGACCUUACUUCAUUUCAUUUUUUUCUUUUUUUUUUUUUUUAAUUAAGAUUGUAUACUGCCAUUCCUGGAGUUUUGAAGUCACCAGAGGGCAUCAAAUUCGGUGGAUCUUAGGUGUUGUUUGUGGAGGCAGAAGGAAGGACGGACAUAGCACAGCCUGCUUAGUUUUGCCUUCCCACUGUGGGAACAUGGAGACAUAUUCUUUAAAGUUUGGUGUUGGCCAGACAACUUAAUGUCAGGAAUUGGGCAGAAUUGUUCACUUUUGUUUUCUUGGGUCAGCGGGGACUAAAAUUGAUGGGUUUUGUCACAUAGAUGUUGGUUUGUGGUCCAACUUCCGUAUCUGAAAAAGCAGAAGGGGAAAAACUUCAGUUUUGAUUUUUAAAGCUAUAGACCAUAUUUAUAAGUGUGGCAGCAUCCACUGCAGAAUGACGUGGUAAGUGUGUGAGGCUCUUUGGAGCAAGGCUUUACCUACGGAUCAGCUGUUACAUGUGUUCAGCCCCCCUUCCUUUCAGUAACAGCCUCCAUGUAGGUGAGCCAGUACACAAGCUCACUAGCAGGCUUUGAGGGAACUUAACAUAUACAAAGAAGUGUGUGCCUUUUGUGAGAGGUGUUGCCGUUAUGUGUAUUGGUCAGUGAGGGAAAGAAGCUAUAGGAUUUGCUAGCAGCCAAAGUGUAUGGUUCAGAAAGCUGAAGCAACCAGAUUUAGAGUUAUGGGGCAUCGGUCAGUUCGCAGUAUUGGUCUGUUUGAUGUCUGUGUUCUAGGAAAAAAAAAAAAAAGCCUACAGUCCUUCCCAGGUGUACACGUUUUUUGCUAAUUAGGAAUCUCUUGGAAAGCCUCAUGGUCACUGAUUUUCAACUAGGAUCAGGUGUUUUGAAAAUGUGUGUCUGGAUAUUAACUCUUGUUUAAAACCAAAUGUACAAUAUUUUGCUAGAAUGGAAAAACCCUAUCUUGUUAAUUUAAGUGUUUUAAAUAGAGUUGUAUAUUUUUCUUACUCUUAGUCACAUGUAAUGGAAACAUUUGUGUUUUGCGUCAUAUGUGAAAGGAAAAAGAGCAUUCAACGUGUUUUCAGAUUUACCAGUGAUCCACGCUGGCCGUUGGCAGCGUGGGCGCUCAUAUUAAAGACCGGAAUAAAUCCUCCCAAGCG
This is a messenger RNA of Grammomys surdaster, 3459 nucleotides long. RefSeq names its product CNKSR family member 3 (gene Cnksr3). The coding region runs from base 555 to 2219 and encodes 554 amino acids. Gene Ontology annotation, molecular function: protein binding. Gene Ontology annotation, biological process: regulation of signal transduction. Gene Ontology annotation, cellular component: cytoplasm; membrane. The record is from RefSeq and is a predicted model, not a curated record. The transcript is spliced from 13 exons. Lineage: Eukaryota; Metazoa; Chordata; Mammalia; Rodentia; Muridae.